This is a messenger RNA of Hirsutella rhossiliensis, 930 nucleotides long. Its product is annotated as cytochrome p450 domain-containing protein. Bases 1 to 930 code for a protein of 309 amino acids. The transcript has 4 exons. The record is from RefSeq and is a predicted model, not a curated record. Lineage: Eukaryota; Fungi; Ascomycota; Sordariomycetes; Hypocreales; Ophiocordycipitaceae. Gene Ontology annotation, molecular function: oxidoreductase activity, acting on paired donors, with incorporation or reduction of molecular oxygen; monooxygenase activity; iron ion binding.
AUGGAUCUCAUCUCGGCGUACACGUUCGGAAUCAGAAACAGCACAAACUUCCUGCAGGAUAAGCCGUAUCGCGAUCACUGGCUGCACUUGUACCUCUGCAGACACCGUCACCAUUUCUGGCCGCAGGAGCUUCCCAGCCUGGCGUCUCUUUGCUCCAAGCUCGGAUUCCGCCUUUACCCCGUAUCUGUGGAUAGGGCAAAUGAGGAGCUGAGACCAGCGGAGGAUGAGGCAGUUGUCUACAAGGCUAUUCAUGCAGGUAUCGAUAGGGAGGAGAACCUGGAAGGCGAUUCUUCGGUUCUCUACUCCACGACGGUUAGACAGCGAGAUUUGUCCAUCGCUAGCGAAAUCUUGGAUCAAGUCUUGGCCGGCCACGAGACCGCGGGGAUUGUUCUGACCUAUCUGGCCUGGUGCCUGUCUCAGCGUCAGGGGCUUCAGGACCAAUUGCGAGAGGAGCUGCUCACGUUGAACAGCAAAGAGCUGGACGGUCUUCCGCUACUUCACGCCGUCGUCAUGGAGACUCUUAGGCUUCACGCUCCAAUUCCUGGACCUCAGCCUCGCAUGACACCAUAUCCUUGCUGCAAAAUUGGUGGAUACAUAAUUCCCGGGGGCGUGCGCAUCGCGGCCCUUGCCCAUACUCUGCAUCUCGACGACAAAGUUUAUCCAGAUCCAGAGCAUUGGGAUCAUAAACGAUGGCUUGAUCAAACAGAACAACGUCGAAGAGAUAUGAACCGACAGUUCUGGGCCUUUGGAAGUGGCGGCAGAAUGUGCAUUGGGUCGAAUUUUGCGACCAACGAAAUGAAGCAUAUAGUUGCUAUGAUAUAUUCCAACUUUAAAACCUCUGUUGUAAACGACGAUGGUAUGGAGCAGAUUGAUGGCUAUUCUGCGAGGCCAGCAGGAGAACAACUGUUCUUAAAAUUCACAGCUCUCUAG